AUGCCCGUCAGACCACUAGCACCGCUGGUGCACGGACUCUCGGUAUCUGGGUUCAUCAACGGCUUCCAAUUGCCUGGACGACCAGGCCACUUUCAGGGACUCCUCUCAUCGCACCCAUCUGCGAACAAGGUCGUAUGGCCGGCCUUGACCAAAUGGUCAUCUCUCGGUUCAGAUGGUCAGGAGACACUCGAGGGCCUUAGAAGGCCCGAGACGAGCAGCUUGAUUGUGCCAGUUGAGAUCUCGCAACAGAAUGUGGGCUACAACGCAGGUGGCAGCAAGUGGGAUCGCAUCGAGAUGCCGUUCUCUCUCUUCCUCGACGCAUUCAUACAGCGCAAGAUACCUUGGUCGAGCGGAGAAGAGCAGCAGCCGGUGGGCUACCUGGCACAAUUUGACAUGCUGGCCAAGACGCCAAGUCUAGCGGACGAGGCACCGAGUCUGCCGCAUACGCGAGCAGGACCUAAAGGCGCGCAAGAACAAUGGCGAAGCAAUGUGUGGAUCGGACCAGCAGGCACUUAUACCCCCCUACAUCGCGACCCUUACGAGAACAUGUUUGCCCAAGUGGUCGGUCGAAAGCGGGUCCAUCUGUUCGCGCCGGAGCUGGCGCCGUUCCUGUACAUCAACAAGAGCGGCGUGCAGCGAAACACGUCUGCCAUUGCAUCAGAGCAAGAGCUCUUGGCUCCAUCUCCAGAUCGGCCACUGCUUUCAAAGGCUCUAGCAUCGGAAACCGCCUUUGUCACCGAGCUCAAGCCAGGCGAUGUGCUCUACAUCCCACAAAGUUGGUAUCAUUGCGUUCAGAGUUUGAGCACGAGCGCGAGCGUCAAUUUCUGGUACCUUUGA
Messenger RNA from Sporisorium graminicola, 837 nucleotides. RefSeq lists its product as uncharacterized. The transcript has a single exon. Gene Ontology annotation, molecular function: 2-oxoglutarate-dependent dioxygenase activity. The record is from RefSeq and is a predicted model, not a curated record. NCBI's taxonomy places the organism in Eukaryota, Fungi, Basidiomycota, Ustilaginomycetes, Ustilaginales, Ustilaginaceae. Bases 1 to 837 code for a protein of 278 amino acids.